Messenger RNA from Fundulus heteroclitus (mummichog), 2306 nucleotides. Its product is annotated as free fatty acid receptor 2. The transcript is spliced from 3 exons. The coding region runs from base 610 to 1644 and encodes 344 amino acids. Gene Ontology annotation, molecular function: G protein-coupled receptor activity. Gene Ontology annotation, cellular component: plasma membrane. NCBI's taxonomy places the organism in Eukaryota, Metazoa, Chordata, Actinopteri, Cyprinodontiformes, Fundulidae. The record is from RefSeq and is a predicted model, not a curated record. Gene Ontology annotation, biological process: cellular response to fatty acid; G protein-coupled receptor signaling pathway.
CUAAACACGAUUUAACCGUCUGGAAUCAGACCUGCGGAGACGGCCGGAGACAGCGGCAGAGGGAAGAGGCCAGUUGUUACCAGGGAAACCGUGUUUGGCGAACACGGCAGAUAAACUGUGGCGGUGUCACUCUGACUAAUAAUAAUUUCUAUUAUCAGCGCUGAAUGUUUAGAUUAUCAUGUAAAUAAGGGGCCGUGCGGGACGGAGGCAGAUUGGAGCUGAAGGCUGGUGAAUAGAAAAUAUGAGCAAUCAGGCCACGCCGGUUUGUCCCAGUAACUCUGCGGUGGAGUAUCUCCAGGAAGGAAGUAAAACAAUGCUUCCUCUUGCAUUAUUAUAAGACUAUAAGAUGUGAGCUUCGACAACACAAGUAAACCGGCCAAUCAAUGCAGCGGUUAGCAUAAAAGAGUCCUCGAGGAAAGGAUGGGCGCCAGUGAAACCACCUUGUCUUGUCGGGUUGUUUCCAGGCCACUGACCAAAUAAGAAGCCUUUCUUUGGAAGGAUCAAACGUUCCCUGCGCAGCGCCACAUUUAUCCCCACAGUCAGAGUCAAGGACAUAAUGUGACACAUCUCAAUCGCUGACAGUUGUGUGAGAAAACCUCUGAAGGCAACAUGCAGGAGUGCGAUACCGGGCUGUGUCUCUCUGUCUACAUCAUUACCUUUGUGCUGGGCUUCCCCACCAAUCUCCUUGCCUUCUACACCUUUUGGAAGAAAGUGAGGCAGAGGCCCACGCCCAUCGACAUCCUUCUCCUCAACCUGACCAUCUCCGACCUCCUCUUCCUCCUGUUCCUGCCCUUCAAGAUGCACGAAGCCAGGAACGACAUGAAGUGGGACCUGCCGUAUGUCCUCUGCCCCGUGUCGGGCUUCGUCUUUUACAUGACCAUCUACAACAGCACCUUCUUCCUGACCGCCGUCAGCGUAGAGCGGUACCUGGGCGUCGCCUUCCCCAUCAAGCACACCCUGAAGCGUCGGCCCGUUUACGCCGUCGCCGCCAGCGUCUUCUUCUGGAUCUUUUCCUUCCUCCAUCUGAGCAUUGUAUUCAUAGUGCCGUUUAUUGGACGAGAACCCCCGAUUAAUUCCACCGUCACCUACGUUGAACCCAAGAAGGUGUGUUAUGAAAAUUUCACCGAGGCCCAACUCAAGGUGCUGCUGCCCGUGCGUUUGGAGCUCUGCGUGGUGCUUUUCUGCAUCCCCUUCCUCAUCUCCAGCUACUGCUACAUCAACUUCAUCAGGAUUCUGUCCAGGCUGCAGCACAUCGACCGGCGCCGGCGCCUGCGAGCCAUCGGCAUGGCGUUGGGAACGCUGCUCGUCUUUGCCCUGUGCUUCGGCCCCUACAACGUCUCGCACGUCGUGGGCUUCAUCAACAACAAGAGCCCCCAGUGGCGAAACAAAGCCCUGCUGUGCAGCACCUUCAACACCUGCCUCGACCCUUUUAUUUUCUACUUCUCCUCCUCCGCUGUGAGAGGAACUGUCAGCAAAUUGCAGCAAGGGGUUAAAAGUCGCCUCUGCAGGUGUGUGUCCUGUCACAUGCUCCAAGCCUUGUGCGGGGGAGCUAACAAGACCGAGAAAGAUAAGGAACACAAACAAGAGGAGAUCAAUGCUAUCACAGCUGACAGGAAGAGGACUGGGAGCAGCAGCCUCAACUAAUUUCUUCAUCCCCGCGAGCAGGAAAUUAAUGCCACGUUUAUGUUUUUACUCGCGUGAAAAUGACUUUGCUGUGUACACUGUGGCGGGGGUUUGUUUGACUCUCCGAUGAACUUCUGAUGUGAGGCUGGCUUUUGUUUGCCUGAGCAAGCCACGGCAAUUUUUAAAGCCAGCGUAGUGUGUAAAGCUGCAGAGACAGGCCCGCUUUGAACUGUCACAUGAAAUAAAAAAAGCAUUCCUUGCAUUAAGUAGCGGGGUUUCAUAAUAACCCCCAUAAUGCAGUGGGGUGUUGUGAAGAAGUGACAUGGAGAUUGCAAAAAGGCAGCACCUAAGCAAUAGCUUCAACUGUCUUUUUUCUUGCGAUGAAACGCAAACCUUGUUUUUGUUUUAUUUUUUACGUUGGGGUGGGAGGGGGUGGGGGUGAUUUGCAGCUUUAUUGAAAAAAGCAGCACGUUGUCAGUUUGUGUUCAUUAUGCGUUCAGCUUUGGUGACCUUUUCAUGCAGAUUAUACAUUAUGUUUCUACUGUGUACUUCAAACGUAAACAUUAUUUUUCAUACAUGAAUCAUAUGAAAAGAAUUUUACAUAACCAUGACUCAGAGUGUUCUGUAAAAAGAUCAGCCAUAUAAAGCUGGUGUGCACAUGUGUGUGUGUGUGUGUGUGUGUG